AUGUUAUCAACUGGUCAAACUAAGACUAAAAAACCUAUUUGUCGUUCAAAAUCAUGGAAGAAUGAAAAACAUUGUAAACUAUUUCAUGAACAUGAUAAAAAUAAUCAUGAGAUUGUACAAAUAUCUAAAAGAACAUCAAAAUCUGUUACUGUAUUACCUUAUCGAUCAAAAAAUUCACAAUUAAAUGAUAUACAAUUUCAAUCAAAUUUACAUUGUAUUGAUCAUAUAAAACAAAAUUUCCAUGAUGAUCUAUAUUCAUCUGAAUCCAUGUCACCUAGUUCAACAUUAACUUCUAUAACACCUAUGACAUCACCUUUAUAUUGUUCAAAAUUUCGUAAUCAUAAAUUAUGUACAUGUGAAAAAAUGGAAGGUGAAAAUUUAUCGUCAACAUCAUUAUCAUCAUCGACAACAACAACACCUUCACCUCUACCACCACCACCACCACCGUUAUCGAAAUCAUAUUCAUCUAAUGGACAUUUUUUUACACCAAAUCAAAUAUUAUGCAAUAAUGAACAUCUUAAUUUAUCUGUAAAAGAUAAGUGUCAAAUAGAUUCUUCAAAUGGUAUUAUUAGUAAUAGUGAAUGUACAGGAAAUUCAUCAUUCAUCUACAAUAUUAAAUCAAUCUUCAAUCGGCUUGUUGACAACUUACGUAACAGAAAUAAUCUUAGUCUUAGUAACAGUAUCAGUAAUAGCAAUAAUAGUGUUAAUAAUAGUAAUGGUAAUAUUCCGAAUACAGUUAAAAUUAAUGCAAACGGUGAUAAAAUAUCAACAGUAAAAUCGAAUAGAUUACAGAUAUCAUGGUUGACAAAAUCCACUGCUCAAGAGCAAAAUCGUGUCCAACAAGUGUAUACACCAACUUCAACUUCCGUUACCGAUGAUGUUCCUAUUGAUAUGACUAAUGUUAAUUGUUCUGAUGUACUUGGGAGAUAUAAAAAAUUUAAUUCUUAUAACAGAUCAAAAGAAGAUCAAAUUCCUGACAGUAUAAACAUGCAUGAUCAAAAUAAUGAAUUAUGCAAUAAACAAAACCUUAUCAUUGAUAAUGUAAAUAAAUCAAAUAAAUCUGAACCUACUACACAAACCCAAUAUACAAAUACAACUAAAGAUUCUAAUUGUUUUGGUCAUAUUCAUGAAUUGAAUCAAUCAAAAAUCUAUCCUAACAAUAAUCAACUUUAUCCAUGUAAUUCAAUGUAUAAACAUGAUCAUAAUCAUUCUAAUAAUGAAACUAGUUUAUUAACAGAUAGUUCAUCUAAUUUCAAUCAAUUGAAUUCUAAUAUGAAGAUCAACAAUAAACUACCAUAUAGAAAUAGUAAUACAUUUCAUAUAAAAUCAUCAAAUAUUGAUCAUCCAAAUAAAUUAAAACAUACUACUUAUUCUCAUAAUCAUCAUCAUCAUUGUGUUAAACAUUGUCCAUCAUCAUCAUUAACUUCACAUUCUAUACCAGUUCAUCGAAUGUUUCAUUCAACUCCACCAUUUACAUUGAAACAUUUAUCAACUAUACGUAAUAUGUAUGAACAAAAUGAAUAUUCUACAAAAAUUGAUAAUAGAAAUUAUAUAAAUAAUAAUAAUGAAUUAUCUAAUAAUGAAGAACAAUCUGAAUCAGAAUUAUCAUCAUCAUCAUCAUCAUCAUCUCAAUUAUCGUCAUUUGAUCGUCCACGUUUUUAUAGUAGUAAUAUGAUUUUAUUAAAACCACCAAAUCAUCAUUCAUAUAUGAAAUUCAAAUAUAUUACAGAACAAAUUCUUUUAGCUAAAUCAAUAUUUGAUGAAAAUCAAUCUAAAAAAAGAUCAAAUUCUUGGUCAGUUCAUCGUGGUUUUAAUCUAAACUCUUACAAAUGUGAAAGAUCGAAUAAUUUGGAAAGUGAAGAUGAGUUUAGCACAGACGGAACUGGAAGACCAUCGGAAUGUGAAUUCAAUAUCCCAUUUAAUGAUAUAAAAUUACUUAGAUGUUUACAAAAAGGUGAACGUAAAGCAAUUUAUAAAGGUCAAUGGCAUGGUGAUGUUGAUGUACAUAUUUUUGAAGAUUUAAGUCGUACAGAAAGAAAACGAUUUUGGCAAGAUAUUACACGACUUAUGAUGACUAGACAUGAAAAUAUUGCUUUAUUUAUGGGUGUAUGUGUUAAUCCGCCCAAUUUUGCCAUUGUAACUAGUGCAUGUAAAGGUAUAUCACUCUAUACUAAACUUCAUAUAAAACGUGAAAAAUUAUCUCAUACAAAUCAAUUAUAUUUAUUACGUCAAAUAGCUAAUGCUAUCACUUAUUUACAUACCCGAAAUAAUCCCAUUGUAGUACGUCGUUUAUCGAGUAAAAAUAUUUUUUUAAAACCUAAAAUGAAUUUGUAUUUAACUGAUUAUUCAAUAGUAGAUUGCGAUUAUCAAGUACCAGAUCAUAUACCAAUUCCAUUAGAUGGAUUAAAAUAUAUAGCACCAGAACUUUUAAUUCAUAUUGAUAAACAAUUAAAAAAAUUAUAUGAAAAUAAUUGUCAAUUCAUAAUGAAUAAAUCAAAAUUCAUUGAUUUACUAAAAUAUGAUCUAUCUAAUCAUAAAUCAUCUACAUUAUCUACAAUUCAUUUAAUGAAUAUACAUAAUAUAGAUUCAUUGAAUUCAUUCAAUUAUAAACAAUUAAUGAAAUCUCAUUUCACUAAAUCAACUCUAAUGAAAUCAUGGUCUAAUCUAAAUAAUACAAUUGAUAUACCAAAAUUAUCAAAAUAUAUUUCAUUACCAAAUCUAUAUUUAUCGAAACAAUUAAUGAAUAAUAAUAAUAAUAAUAAUAAUAAUAAUAAUAAAUUAAUGAAAUUCAUUAGACCGCAUAAAAUGAAUUUCAUGAAAACAAUUCGUCAAUAUAUAUCAAAAUCAGAACAAAAAAAUUUAUUAAUUAAUUGUGUACAUAUACCUAUAAUAGAAUUUACUACUUAUACUGAUAUAUUUGCAUUUGGAACAAUCAUAUUUGAAAUAAACACUCGAUGCUAUCCAUAUGAAGAAUUGGAUUUAUGUCACUGUAUUAAAUAUUUACUGAAUGGUCAGCGAGAUGAUGGUCGUGCAUACUGCAUACCAAGUUCCAUGAAGGUUCUUAUGUUUAAGUGUUGGUUGAACGAUCCAUCUAAAAGGCCUUCAAUGAAUAAAAUUACUCAAGAGCUAAUAGAAAAUCAUGGUUUGUAUCGACGAAAGAAUUCGGAUCCAGUUCAUUAG
Schistosoma mattheei is the source of this 3180-nucleotide messenger RNA. NCBI's taxonomy places the organism in Eukaryota, Metazoa, Platyhelminthes, Trematoda, Strigeidida, Schistosomatidae. The record is from the annotation of a GenBank genome assembly.